Arachis duranensis is the source of this 3280-nucleotide messenger RNA. Its product is annotated as protein BASIC PENTACYSTEINE4. Gene Ontology annotation, cellular component: nucleus. Gene Ontology annotation, molecular function: DNA-binding transcription factor activity; sequence-specific DNA binding. Lineage: Eukaryota; Viridiplantae; Streptophyta; Magnoliopsida; Fabales; Fabaceae. The record is from RefSeq and is a predicted model, not a curated record. Bases 2000 to 2947 code for a protein of 315 amino acids. Gene Ontology annotation, biological process: response to ethylene. The transcript is spliced from 2 exons.
CCCUAUCGCUAAAUGCAUUUCUCCAUUUUUCUUCUUCUCUUUUUCCGUAAUUUAUAAACCCUUCUCACCUUUCUAGGUCUAAUUUUUCUGUUUAAUAUUUUCCCCCUUUUUUUACAUUUUAAUUUUUACUUGCUACUUUGGUCUCGUUAUUGUUACUUGUUUUGCUACUUACAAUGUCACAUUCGUUCUGAAUCCAAACGAAUCAACUUCAAAAUUUCACUCUUUCAUGGUUUCUUUUACCUUGCACUUGAAUUCAGUUCCCACUUCCCACAUUGCAAAAUUGAACAAUUGGGAACAACAAUUUUUGGAGUAAAAAAAAAGGGAAGAAUUUAAUGUGGUAGUGGUUGUUAUACUGGUGUUAAUUUAAGUGUGCCAUUUCACUGUUUCAGCUGGAAGAGGGUUUAAUACACUACUACUUUGAUGCUAUCAUGUUGAGAUAGCAUAUUAGAUUUCCGUGUUUGUAUGAUUAAAGAAGAGCAAAAAAGUUGGAACUUUUAGGAUCCAGAUUUCAUUGAGUUUUACUUUCAUAGUUUUGUUAUGUGAACACAGUGAUGAAAGAUUAUUACUUUGUUGCAGAGCUAAAGCAUAGAUAGAUAGCUUCCUCAAAUCUUCAUCAGCAUUUGUUUUUAGUUGCUUUGGAGUCUUAGGUACACUUUGAUUAGAGAGUUAAAGUUCUCUGUUUAUGGAGGAAGUGGAGAUUAAUGCAUGAAUGAAAUAUGAAAGAGAAUCUAUAAAAUCUGAACUGUAGAAAAGUAUAGCAUGUAGUCAAUGCUUUGAAGUGUUCUCUAAUUUGUGUAUAGAAGUUUUGUUUAGAACUUUGCAUUUCUGUUCUUGCCAUGACAGGGCUACAUCAUACUGUAUGGAUGUGAUUGACAAAGUUUUUGGUUGUUGAACACUAAUAAUUUACACUUUUACUUUUCGUUAUUUCCAUUAGUUAGCUGCUCUCGCUUGUUUAAUAUGCAAUUUACAUAUCAAAGGAUAUCUCCCCUCUUGCAGCUUCUAUUGAAAAGGGGAAGUUACUUUCUCACUUAGGGUAGUUAUAGCAGCAUUGAUGAAAUGUCAUAUAAGGUUGUCUUCCUUGCCUUUAGAUUGACUUUAGUUACACUGUUACUAAUUCCUUCUUAUUUCCUAUUCAAAUUUUCUUGCUCCUCUUUAUCUGGUUUCAUCCUUGCUGUAUUGUGUUUUUUUUUAUAUACUUUACUUUCAUUUGGUCUGGUGCUCCUUUGCUCCAAUUCUUACAAAGAUUUAGUUGUUGUUAGUUGCAGCUUUUGCACUCACUGGUUCUUGGAUUAUGAAUCCACUGUUGUUCUGGUGUUGGUUAUGGCUCUAAUACUGAAUAGCAUGCAAUUCCCAGAUUGUUUGUCAGUUUUAUUAUCCUUUCCAAUAGAUGGGUCAAAGCAUUUCACACAAUGCAGCAAUUGUUUUGCACUGUAAGAAACAUGUUUUAAAUUCGGGGGAACCUCUGCGAUUGCAAUACUAUCAUGUUCUUCCAUUGGUGUCCCAUGUAAAAUCAUGUAUCUAAGAUGCCUUAUUGUUGGUCAUGAAACAAUCUGAUGCUUGGGUUUUAUAUCAAAUGCACCCAAUCAUCCUUUGAAGUUACUUGUGUCAAAUCACUGGUGGUGCCCUUGUUUCUGCUUCCGUCGGGAUUAUAGUAUGAUAAAUAAUAGGGUUGGCCUUGUUCAAUAUUGGUCAUAUCACUUUUAAUGAAUUGUAGUUGAGUGAUGUUUGGAGUUAUUUCAUUCUGUUUCAAGACAAGGAAUUUGUUCUAGUUGUACAGGUUUGCCAAUAGGUUCCACUUGUUUGUACUAUCAAAAGAUCCUCUCAUUGGAUAUGUUGAGCUUCUUUCUUUCUUUCUUGCGUAUGUAUGUGUGCAGGUGUUGCUGUUGGCAUUCUCAUUUAUUUACAAAAUGUGUUUUUCAGUUGGGAAUUGUUGAUCUAAAUCUGGAAACUGCACUGCUUGAUAUCAACUUCUGCACAUGUGGCUCAAUCCUCUGCAUGCAUGAUGGAUGAUGGCCAAAAACACGGAAACAGUAGGCAUACAAUAGACUACUACAGAGGAGCAAAUUCCCCGUGGAGUAUGGCUUCGCAGCAUCAAGUAACGGAACCAAAUGCACUAGUUAUGAAUAAGAAAAUUAGGUCCAUUAUGGCCGAAAGGCGUGCAAUUCUAGAAUUGGAAGCUGCUAUAUCUGAAAAGAAUGAAGCCUUGGCUGCUAGAGAUGAGGCCCUUCGUCAGAGGGAUGAAGCAAUUGCUCAGAGGGAUAAUGCCAUAAGGGAACGCGAUAAUGCCCUUGCUGCACUUCAAAAUCGGGAAGAUGCUAUCAACUUCUCAUUGGGCAAUGGAGUUCAACGCGGUUCAAAACGAAUGCACCAUCCUGCUAACUAUCUAGAUAACAUGACAGAUGCCACAUACAACACAAAGGAUGUGCGGAUCACUGAUGCCUUCCCGGUGACAAUCAUACCUUCUGAUGCUAUCAAAUCACAUCAGGCUAAGAAAACUAAGGAGAACAAGACAAUCUCUCCUAAGGCAUCAAAGACUCCUAGUAAAGGAAAGAAAAUGGGUGAGGAUUUAAAUCAAAGGGCAUCUUCGGAAGGGACGAAGUUCAAAUCAGAAUGGGAUAGGCAAGAUGUUGGCUUGAAUUUGGUUACCUUCGAUGAAACUUACAUGCCCGUCCCGGUUUGCACAUGCACGGGAGUACCACGGCAGUGCUACAAAUGGGGUAAUGGUGGAUGGCAGUCAUCUUGUUGUACCACCACUUUGUCAGUAUAUCCGCUACCGCAGCUUCCUAACAAGCGCCAUGCACGCAUCGGAGGGAGAAAGAUGAGCGGCAGUGUCUUCACACGAUUACUAAGUAGGUUUGCAGCACAAGGACAUGAUUUAUCUGUACCAUUGGAUCUUAAGGACUACUGGGCCAGACAUGGAACAAAUCGCUACAUUACUAUCAAGUAGCUAGCGAACAUUCAUUAGGAAUGUGUCCCAAUUUGGCCUCUCAUUAAAAAUAUCCCUUGAUAAGAAGCAUUAUAUGCUUGAAUUUUGUGAAAGAAGGGAUAUUUUGUCUCCUAAAAUUUUGUUCCAUAGCCUUCUAUCCUUUCAGAUGGGAUAGCUGUAAAGUACUGUCUAUGUAGAUGUGGAUUUUUAGGUGAUCAAGACCAAGGGGUUACUUUUCUAACCUGUUUAUGAGACCCCUUUUCUAUGAAAUGGUGCUGGGAAAGUCUACCUUAAGACACUUUUGGCCUUUUAAAUAUUUAUUGGCACUUUUAUGUCAUUGCUUAUAUUUUGCAA